Aspergillus terreus NIH2624 is the source of this 558-nucleotide messenger RNA. Its product is annotated as flavin-linked sulfhydryl oxidase ERV2. Gene Ontology annotation, molecular function: flavin adenine dinucleotide binding; flavin-dependent sulfhydryl oxidase activity. Bases 1 to 558 code for a protein of 185 amino acids. The transcript has 3 exons. The record is from RefSeq and is a predicted model, not a curated record. Gene Ontology annotation, cellular component: mitochondrion. Lineage: Eukaryota; Fungi; Ascomycota; Eurotiomycetes; Eurotiales; Aspergillaceae.
AUGGCCAACCGAUUGUCAGGCCGUCGGAUAUUGAUCAGCAUACCUAUCGUUAUCUUCAUCAUAUUCAUUCUCUUCAUCGGUCCCAAUUCGCCGCAGUCGCCCGUGCGCGUGCCCAACAACCUGGGGAAAGCCGCCUCAUCCGUGCUGGUCAAGGAUGAUCUCACAAAAGGAGAAGUUGUGAUGCCUAAACUGGGCAACGAAACUGCAAAGGCCGAAUUGGGCCGUGCGACCUGGAAGUACUUCCACACGAUGCUAGCCCGGUAUCCAGAGGAUCCGACGGAGGAACAACAGGAAACGCUACGCUCAUUCAUCUACCUCUUCGCGCGACUCUAUCCCUGUGGCGAAUGCGCGUCGCACUUCCAACAACAUCUGAAAAAGUACCCACCCCAAGUGGGUUCACGGAAUAUCGCGGCGGGAUGGGGGUGCUUCAUUCACAAUGAGGUCAAUGCGAUGCUCAAGAAGCCCGAAUUCGACUGCAACAAUAUCGGCGAUUUCUACGAUUGUGGCUGCGCGCACGACGAAGAAGACGGGGAGAAGGGUCAGGCUGCAUCGGAAUAA